Pseudozyma hubeiensis SY62 is the source of this 1608-nucleotide messenger RNA. RefSeq lists its product as hypothetical. Gene Ontology annotation, molecular function: proton-transporting ATPase activity, rotational mechanism; ATP binding. NCBI's taxonomy places the organism in Eukaryota, Fungi, Basidiomycota, Ustilaginomycetes, Ustilaginales, Ustilaginaceae. Gene Ontology annotation, biological process: ATP metabolic process; proton transmembrane transport. Gene Ontology annotation, cellular component: proton-transporting V-type ATPase, V1 domain. The record is from RefSeq and is a predicted model, not a curated record. Bases 1 to 1608 code for a protein of 535 amino acids. The transcript has a single exon.
AUGUCGGACCCACGCAUGAGCGACCGUGAGCUCUUCGAGGUCAACGCCCAGGCCGCCGUCAAGAACUACAGCGUCGACCCUCGUCUCGACUACCGCACCGUCUCGGCCAUCAACGGUCCGCUCGUUGUCCUCGAGAAUGUCAAGUUCCCUUCGUACAACGAGAUCGUCUCGCUCACCCUUCCCGAUGGCUCGCGUCGUGGCGGUCAGGUGCUCGAGGUCUCGGGCAACAAGGCCAUCGUCCAAGUGUUCGAGGGAACCUCGGGUAUCGACGUGCGAGACACUCACAUCGAGUUCACCGGCUCUUCCAUGAAGCUGCCCGUCUCCGAAGACAUGCAGGGUCGCAUCUUCAACGGUUCCGGUGCGCCUAUCGACAAGGGUCCCCGAGUGUUUGCUGAAGACUACCUCGACAUCAACGGUUCGCCCAUCAACCCUUACUCGCGUGUCUACCCCGAGGAGAUGAUUCAGACCGGUAUCUCGACCAUCGACACCAUGAACUCGAUCGCACGCGGUCAAAAGAUUCCCAUCUUCUCCGCCGCCGGUCUGCCGCACAACGAGAUCGCAGCUCAGAUUUGCCGACAGGCCGGUCUGGUCAAGCGUCCCGGUGCUGGCAAGGGUGUGCACGACGACCACGAGGACAACUUCUCCAUCGUUUUCGGCGCCAUGGGUGUCAACAUGGAGACCGCACGAUUCUUCAAGCAGGACUUCGAGGAGAACGGUUCGCUGGACCGUGUCACGCUCUUCCUCAACUUGGCCAACGAUCCUACCAUCGAACGUAUCAUCACGCCUCGUCUGGCGCUCACCACCGCCGAGUACUAUGCGUACCAGCUCGAGAAGCACGUGCUUGUCGUGCUCACCGACAUGACGUCGUACGCCGAUGCGCUGCGUGAGGUCUCGGCGGCGCGUGAAGAGGUGCCCGGUCGACGAGGUUACCCGGGUUACAUGUACACGGACUUGUCCACCAUCUACGAGCGUGCUGGCCGAGUCGCCGGACGCAACGGAUCCAUCACCCAGAUCCCCAUCCUGACCAUGCCCAACGAGGACAUGACGCACCCCAUCCCCGAUUUGACCGGCUACAUCACCGAGGGUCAGAUCUACGUAGACCGUCAGCUGCACAACCGUCAGAUCUACCCGCCCAUCAACGUGCUCCCCUCGCUCUCGCGUCUGAUGAAGUCGGCCAUCGGUGCCAAGCACACACGUGCCGACCACUCGGACGUGUCGAACCAGAUGUACGCCGCCUACGCCACGGGCAGGGAUGCCGCGGCGAUGAAGGCGGUCGUCGGUGAGGAGGCGUUGAGCGCCGAGGACAAGCUGGCGAUCGAGUUUAUGGAAAACUUCGAGAGCAAGUUCAUCAAGCAGGGUGCGUACGAGAACAGGCACAUCUUUGACUCGCUGGAUAUCGGGUGGGAUUUGUUGAGGAUCUUCCCCAAGGAGCAGCUGAAUAGGGUCAGUCCGAAGAUCAUCAAGGAGUACUAUUCGAGGAGGGCCAAGAAGGAGGGUAAGGGAGAGCAAGAGGAGGCGAAGAAGGGUGCCAAGGAUACGAGGGAUAAUGCCAAGGAGGACGAGGGGAAGAAGCAGAAUGGCGAGGGGAAGUUGGUGGAUGAUGAGUAG